This is a messenger RNA of Toxorhynchites rutilus septentrionalis, 1485 nucleotides long. RefSeq lists its product as uncharacterized. The transcript is spliced from 2 exons. NCBI's taxonomy places the organism in Eukaryota, Metazoa, Arthropoda, Insecta, Diptera, Culicidae. Bases 206 to 1162 code for a protein of 318 amino acids. The record is from RefSeq and is a predicted model, not a curated record.
AGCACAAAGAGCUGUGGAGAUUACUCCUCAUAUAAGGAAGUUCGUUGAGGGUGUUCAGAAUGACAAAAUUGAACCAAAAUCAGAUUCGUACGUCGAUGUAGUUGAGUGUCUAAAAGAUCCUCUACUGUUGGCUAAGUUGACCUUUUUCAAAUCCGUUGCCGCUGAAGUAGAACCAUUUUUGCGCGAGUUCCAAACGGAUAAUCCCAUGGUGCCAUUUUUGUAUAACAAUUUGAGUCAAAUGGCUAGAAGUAUAUUGGGAAGAUUCAUGCAGAUCGAUCAGCUAAAGAACAUCACUCAGGUAACAAUAGAAGAGAUCAAUGAAGCCAAGAAUCAUUUACCAAUGAAAGAGAUUGUAUUGGGUUUUGAAACAAGAAAAGUUUUAAAAAACUCGUCAAAAUUGACCCAAAAACAAAUUCUGCAAUUUCGUCUGGAAUGCAAAGGAUUUUUGAAAGCACUGAUUCUAAAGCUUAUGAAGCGAUCGCCAUUGACGUAUCCUGUGACGAAAGCCGCAUCCUCUCUUGACCCUUCAGUCAUUGAUUCCGAUCAAAAAUUGGCUGGAAAACGAUUCGAAAAGCUUUUAACUAUAUUGAUGGAUUUUGGUCGUAUCAGUGGAGCUUCAGCAGACUUGGCACUGAAACAAUAUUUAAAAUUAGUUGGUAGCAACAAAAGCAACAAGUUUGCCUACUAUGAUCGGAAAAAUGAACGACUGGACCAUUUCUGGAAGGGAUUGCUAUCGGGGGAUGAGUUUAUGGAACUUUUUACCAUCGUAAAAAUGAUCUGCUGUCUCUCGCAUGGAAACGCCAACCUUGAGAGGGGCUUUUCCAUUAACGCUGAAUGUCUUUUUGAAAACAUGCGUGAGGAAUCGGUUGUUGCUAAGCGACAAAUUUAUGACGCUGUAUUUCACGCUGGAGAGAUAGCAUCAAUACAAAUUUCGAACCAGCUAAUUCAACGAGUUCGAAAUUCUCACUCCCUUUAUAUAGAAGACAAGGAACGCCGUAAGAAAGAAGAUCUUGCGUCAAAUGCGUCAAAGAUGAUGAAACGUCAACGAGAAGCAGAAGCGAAAUCUUUAGAGAUCAAACGGAGUAAAAUUUUGGAAAACGCACAGAAGGAAGCCGAAAGUUUGCAAGAAAAAAUCGCUUUGUUGAAAUCAACUGUUUUGUAAAACUCAUCCGAAUCAAAAUAAAUAAAAUUUUCUGCUGUAUUAGUAUUUAAGCAUCUUUCAUGAACUGCAUGAAUAAAUCAUGUUCUAUCUUUUACGCCGUUUCUCAGUCUUUGUAUAAUUCAAACAAAAAAAUACAAAAAACUCAUUUAUUGGAUUAUAUUCGCUCAUAAAUUUACUUGUUCUAGCCUUCAUAGAUACUUACUAGCUGUUAAAAAACAGAACUAAAAUAAAAAUUUUGAUCACUAGUCUAUAUCUGGAAUUUUUCUGGAAAAGUACUGGAAAAUCAGGGAAUAUCAGGGAAUUUUUUUUCGGAAUUUGAGUCG